This is a messenger RNA of Hipposideros armiger (great roundleaf bat), 3893 nucleotides long. RefSeq names its product fatty acid desaturase 1. The coding region runs from base 274 to 1596 and encodes 440 amino acids. Gene Ontology annotation, cellular component: membrane. NCBI's taxonomy places the organism in Eukaryota, Metazoa, Chordata, Mammalia, Chiroptera, Hipposideridae. The record is from RefSeq and is a predicted model, not a curated record. Gene Ontology annotation, molecular function: oxidoreductase activity, acting on paired donors, with oxidation of a pair of donors resulting in the reduction of molecular oxygen to two molecules of water. Gene Ontology annotation, biological process: lipid metabolic process. The transcript is spliced from 12 exons.
GUCCCCGCCCGCCACAGGCCUGCUGCAACCGGCUCGCACGGGUAGGCGGGGGCUCGCUCCGCGCCACGCGGUUCGACCAAUGCGAGCGCGCGCAGCGGGGCCCGGCGGUCCCGGCCGCCGGUGCUGAAAACCCGGCGCGUGGGCGGUGGGCUCCGGGCGCGCGCCAGCGGACCCGCUCCCGGAGCACGCGAGGCCGGCGCGCGCUAUCCGCAGGCCCCGAGCGCGCGCCUGACCGCCCUUUCCCUUGCGGGCGCGCGGCGUUGCCAGGCCUCAAUGGCCCCCGAGACCCCGGCCCAGGGGCCGACCCCGCGCUACUUCACUUGGGAAGAGGUGGCGCAGCGCUCCGGGCGCAACAAGGAGCGGUGGCUGGUGAUCGAGCGGAAGGUGUACAACAUCAGCGAGUUCAACCGCCGGCACCCCGGGGGCUCCCGGGUCAUCAGCCACUACGCGGGACAGGAUGCCACGGAUCCCUUUGUGGCAUUCCACAUCAACAAGGGCCUUGUGAAGAAGUACAUGAACUCGCUCCUGAUUGGAGAACUGUCUCCGGAGCAGCCCAGCUUUGAGCCCACUAAGAAUAAAGAGCUGACGGAUGAGUUCCGAGAGCUGCGGGCCACAGUGGAGCGGAUGGGGCUCAUGAAGGCCAACCAUGUCUUCUUCCUGUUGUACCUGCUGCACAUCCUGCUGCUGGACGUUGCUGCCUGGCUCACUCUUCGGGUCUUUGGGACGUCCUUCGUGCCCUUCCUCGUUUGUGCAGUGCUGCUCAGCGCAGUUCAGGCCCAGGCUGGCUGGCUGCAGCAUGACUUUGGGCACCUGUCUGUCUUCAGCACCUCUACGUGGAACCACCUGCUACAUCAUUUCGUGAUUGGCCACCUGAAGGGGGCCCCUGCCAGUUGGUGGAACCACAUGCACUUCCAGCACCACGCCAAGCCCAACUGCUUCCGCAAAGACCCCGACAUCAACAUGCACCCCUUUUUCUUUGCUUUGGGGAAGAUCCUCUCUGUGGAGCUUGGGAAACAGAAGAAAAAGUACAUGCCAUACAACCACCAGCACAAAUACUUCUUCUUGAUUGGACCCCCAGCCUUGCUGCCUCUUUACUUCCAGUGGUAUAUUUUCUAUUUUGUUAUCCAGCGGAAGAAGUGGGUGGACCUGGCCUGGAUGAUCACCUUCUACAUCCGCAUCUUCCUCACUUAUGUGCCACUGUUGGGAGUGAAGGGCCUCCUGGGCCUUUUCUUUAUGGUCAGGUUCUUGGAAAGCAACUGGUUUGUGUGGGUGACACAGAUGAACCAUAUUCCCAUGCACAUCGAUUACGACCAGAACGUGGACUGGGUCUCCACCCAGCUCCAGGCAACAUGCAACGUCCACAAGUCCGCCUUCAAUGACUGGUUCAGUGGACACCUCAACUUCCAGAUUGAGCACCAUCUCUUCCCCACAAUGCCUCGACACAAUUACCACAAAGUGGCUCCCCUGGUGCAGUCCCUGUGUGCCAAACAUGGCAUAGCGUACCAGUCCAAGCCCCUGUUCUCAGCCUUCGCCGACAUUGUUCACUCAUUGAAGGAGUCCGGGCAACUCUGGCUAGAUGCCUAUCUUCACCAAUAACAACAGCCCAUCUGGAAGAGGAGCCUCUGGAGCCAAAGCAAAAGGGCACUUGAGGGCAAUGCCACUACAAUUCUAAAAUUCAGAGAUUGUGUUUGAGGAGAUAAAGGCUUGGCUCAAACCCUUUCCCUUUAUCUUCUAGGCAGAUUUAUGACCCAAAGAGGUUGGGGGAACAUGCAGGCCCCCUAGAAGGGAUGGAGCUAUUGGGGCAGGGAUAUGAGUUUUGUUUCCUUUUUCUAGUUUGUCAGAUGCAAAUGGUUGAUGAGCAAAGAGGGAGUCAGGAGGGUGUUAGAAGAAUAGGGAAACCUACUAAGCCCAGCAAUCAGGAAGAGAUUUCGCACUAAAAUUCCACCCAGGAAAGGGGUGAGCUCAUCUUACGGAUCCACUUCUCAGUGCCUUUCCACCCUCACCUACAAACCUCAGAGGUUCGCAGCCUGGAGGGAGAUGGAGCAGCUUAACCUUUUGAGCAAAGUUUAGAAAGGAAGCAUUAGUGUUUAGAAUUCUGAGGCCUGGGAGCCCAGCUCACUCUAGGGCUAGGUGACUUAUGUCUGCCUCAGGCUCCUGGAGAAGGAAUUUCUCCUUUGCGAAGAAGGCAGGGCAGAGGCCAGACUGUGGUGUCAGAGACAUCUGGCCGGCCCUAAAGGAUCCUGCCACUACUGAUUUUGGUCUCAUGUUCCAUCCAGGGUACCAAGGAAGCAUUAGGUCCUAGGUCUUGCCAAAAUGGCUAAUGGAGAGUUGUUGGCCAUUAAAAAUCAGUUCAGCUUUUGAUUUACCUCUUCUAACCAGUACCUAAGGAACAAAAUACUCCUCAGAUAGGGAGUCCACUUGCUCCAUAAGCAAGUGAGCAGAUGGGGCAACUUAAUCUCCUCCCUAGAAACAAAUGAGGGCUCCUCAUGGUUUCUCUUUGCUUCCCUACCUAUAAUUCCAAGUUUAAUACAAUAGCUGUCAGUGAGCACAAGUGACCAAGCUGGGAGAUACUAAAUUAGCAAUGAGGAAAACACAAGUUUCAGUCGUAAAGAAUAUAAGAGCUGUAAGAAAUUUUCUGUAACCUAGAUUAUGUUAUAGCAUUACUUCUGAGCAGGAGCAGUGUGGUUAAAUGUAACCAUUUUAGUUCUAAACCAGAAAUAGGAAGAUAAAAACACAGAAGUUUGUGAUCAUUGUUGCUGUCAUUAGGCUUCUUACACUGUCAACUCUGUUCAAGUGUCUUUCUCUGCUGGAGUCCAGGUAGGAAUUUAGGAUCAUCUCUUGAGCAUAGCAGUCUAAUAUUAAAAUGCAAUUUUUAAAUUUCCUGGUUUUUAAAAGAUAAAAACAGUUUAACCCAUCUCUAAAGAACAAACAUAGGAAUGUGCCCCAGGAGUCUCACCUUAACACCAGAGCUUGUCAUCAGCGUUCACCCCCUCCCCCUACACCCACAGCCUUUCAGUUCAGGUGAGGGGAUUAUUCGCCUGCUCAGCAGCAUCUGCUGUUAAGUAUAUUGAGCAUUUGGGACAUUUGGAAGACAAAGCACAGCUCUGGGCGAGUUUGCAUUUAGUUUUGGGAGAAUGGCAAUCAGGGAGAUGAAGGUCCUAGAGGCACCCCCCCCAUGGGAAGGCUGUCUUGAUUUCUUAGCAGUUUGUCAAAACAAAGACAAAACGAUUUUAAAAACAGAUGAGGGAGAACAGGUUGCAGAAGAGUUGAGAUCUUUUCCAUUUGGGAAGAACCUGGUUUAAAACAGCCUGGGUAGAAAAAUUAGUAGCAGAAUUGAAGAGCUCUAUUUUCAUUGGGUUCCUCACUCCAGAAUAGGCGCUGAUCCUUCCCUAUCCCUGUUCCCUGCUACCUAAGGUUUAGGUGUGGUGUCACCAGCCUGUCAAGCCAUCUGGCUUUGGGCCGAGGCUGCCCAAUCUGAGCACACCAAGUGAAGCUUAUUGAGCCAAGUCCAGAUCCUCAAAGCACCUCAAACACUGUGGCCUUCUCUCCUUGGCCUAGACCAGUGUGGUCUCACAUGGCCAAAAUGGGACAUUACCAGUGAUAAAAGGUUCAGACUAUUAAAGUGGUAACGUAAGUGAUCUCAAAUCCAACGACAGAUGAGAAAACAGGCUUAGACAGGACAAGUCACAUCCAGUCACAGAUUGUGGAAGAACUAACAUUUGAACUCACUUUCUAAAAACACCAGCUUCUAUGUUUGUCUUAGUUACUUUCAUCUUCCUACCACUUAUCCGGAGGCAUUUUCUUUAAUUAGGCCCAAUAUCAGUAUCCUUUGUGUAUGUGCCAAUUUUGUUACAUUCCAAUGAAGUUUAGAAAUAAAGUGAAGUUUGACCAAA